This is a messenger RNA of Glycine soja, 1129 nucleotides long. RefSeq names its product MADS-box transcription factor 23-like. The record is from RefSeq and is a predicted model, not a curated record. Gene Ontology annotation, molecular function: RNA polymerase II cis-regulatory region sequence-specific DNA binding; protein dimerization activity; DNA-binding transcription factor activity, RNA polymerase II-specific. The transcript has 9 exons. Gene Ontology annotation, cellular component: nucleus. Gene Ontology annotation, biological process: positive regulation of transcription by RNA polymerase II. NCBI's taxonomy places the organism in Eukaryota, Viridiplantae, Streptophyta, Magnoliopsida, Fabales, Fabaceae. Bases 157 to 882 code for a protein of 241 amino acids.
UUUCACUGCACUAGCCAAAAGCGGUUUCAUCACUUUCCUUAUAUAGCAGCUAGCUCGUGCGGCUGAUGCGCAUUCAGCCAGCGCUUUGUCUGUUAUAACCAACGCGUUCCUCAGAGUAUUUUGUGGUUCGGAAGGAUCUGAUUGUUAGGGUUUGGUAUGGGGAGAGGUAAGAUCGUGAUAAGGAGGAUCGACAAUUCCACGAGCAGGCAAGUGACGUUCUCGAAGCGGAGGAACGGUUUGCUGAAGAAGGCGAAGGAGCUUGCGAUCUUGUGCGAUGCUGAAGUCGGAGUUAUGAUCUUCUCCAGCACCGGAAAACUCUACGAUUUUGCCAGCUCCGGCAUGAAAUCAGUAAUUGACCGAUACAACAAAUCAAAAGAAGAACCUUGUCAACUUGGGAGUUCAGCUUCAGAAAUUAAGUUUUGGCAAAGGGAGGCAGCAAUGUUAAGGCAACAAUUACACAAUUUGCAAGAAAGUCACCGCAGGAAAAUGAUGGGGGAAGAACUGUCAGGCUUGACAGUCAAAGAAUUACAAAAUUUGGAGAACCAAUUAGAAAUUAGCCUUCGAGGUGUCCGAAUGAAAAAGGAUCAACUUUUAAUGGAUGAAAUACAAGAGUUAAAUCGGAAGGGAAACCUCAUACACCAAGAAAAUGUGGAACUGUAUCAGAAGGUAAACCUAAUCUGUCAAGAAAACAUGGAAUUGAAAAAGAAGGUCUAUGGAACAAAAGAUGAUAACAAAACAAACAGAGAUUCUGUUCUCACAAAUGGUCUAGGCAUAGGAGAGGAUUUGCAAGUGCCUGUGAAUCUCCAGCUAAGCCAGCCACAGCAACAACACUACAAGGAACCUUCAGGAACUACAAAAUUGGGCAGAUUGCAAUUGCAUUGAUCCAUUUACAGGACGUGUGUUUCUCAAUUGCUAUCAAGGAAAAUGGACUCAAAUUUUAACCUCAAUGUUUUCAUAUAAAUGUGGCAUAUAGACCACAAACAAAUUAGCUUAAAGAUUUUAAUUUGAAAUUAUCAAAAAAAGAAAAGGCAACCCUAGCAUGUAUGUAAGAAACAAUGAAAGCAUCUUAUGAGAAACCAAGACUCAAAUCAAGGAAGAAAUUCUUCAAACCGCACAGAUGUGUGAUUCA